AGAGCGGUGCGGCGGGAGGGAGGAGGCGGAGGGGUGUGCGGCGGCGGCGUUGCUGCUGCUAGAGCCGUUGUCAUGGCCGGGCUGUGGGAGCGGCUGGCGGGCGGCGACAGGGGCCGCAUGGAGAGCUCCGACUGCGAGUCGCUGGGCAGCGCCUCCGGCUCGGAGGGAGAUCCCGACUCCGCCGACCAGGCCUCGCUGCCGGACCUGGACCUGCUGCUGCACGACCCCGAGGACGAGGUGCUGUGCGCCGAGCUGCUGGAGCUGGUGCAGGCCACCCUGGGCAAGGCGCCGCUGGGCGCCCAGCGCUGCUCGCGCCUCCUGAUGCCGGCCCAGCUCGUGGCGCAGGUGAGGACGGAGCUGCUGCGCCUGGCCUGCAGUGAGCCCUGCGGGCUGCGCGGGGCCCUCCUCGACCUCUGCGUGGAGCACGGCAAGGCCUGCCACGACGUGGGGCACAUCGCCGUGGACCCCGCCGUGGUGCCCACCUUCCAGCUCACCCUGGUGCUGCGGCUGGACUCGCGCCUCUGGCCCAAGAUCCAGGGACUGUUCGCCUCGGGGCCCGCGUUCACCCCGGGCUUCAGCCAGUCCCUGAAGCUGAGCACGGGCUUCAGAGUCAUCAAGAAGAAGCUGUACAGCUCCGAGCAGCUGCUCAUCGAAGAGUGCUGAGGGGGAGACGGCUCACCCGAGUGCUUCGGAGGAGCUGACGCUCACCGAGCUGGUUAGAGCGUGGCGGCUCCCAGCGGCCGCAGUAGUUUAGGUUAGGCUGGAGUAGGGCGUAGGUGGACGUAGCCGGGGCAGGCGGAGGCCCUGC
Oxyura jamaicensis (ruddy duck) is the source of this 808-nucleotide messenger RNA. RefSeq names its product DNA damage-inducible transcript 4 protein-like. Bases 73 to 663 code for a protein of 196 amino acids. Gene Ontology annotation, molecular function: 14-3-3 protein binding. Gene Ontology annotation, biological process: apoptotic process; response to hypoxia; negative regulation of TOR signaling. The record is from RefSeq and is a predicted model, not a curated record. NCBI's taxonomy places the organism in Eukaryota, Metazoa, Chordata, Aves, Anseriformes, Anatidae. Gene Ontology annotation, cellular component: cytoplasm. The transcript has 2 exons.